UACCUAUAAAGCUUCCCUAUCCUUUAAACCUCUCGCCCGCUUUCGCAAUCCGACAUUACUUAAAAGCCCAUCUACGCCACCUACACAAACUCUUUCGAAAACCUCCUCACCAUGGCCGACUACGCACCACCUCCAGGCCCACCGCCGCCAAAGGUUCCUGAGGGCUGGGUUGCCCAGUGGAAUGGACAGUACAAGGAAUGGUUCUACGUGAACACCUACACCAAGAAGUCGCAAUGGGAGAGACCGACCGAACCUGUCUAUCCUCCGGGCGAGUCUCCAAUUUCCGCGCCCGAUGGCCCCCCUCCGUCCUACUCUCAAGGCGCAGCGAGACCUGCGCCUACUGAGAAGGGCGGCUACCUCUCCAGCAACAACCCAUACGGUCCAGGCGCGUCGGGCGGAUCGAGUUCGCACAGCAUUGCCGAAGAUGAAAGACUGGCGCGCCAGCUGCAAGCCGAAGAGGACGCACGCGCACAAGGCCGUCCCACGAGCAGAGGGGCGGCGGAUGGCUACUACAACCAGGGCGGUGCUCCCGGCUACGGGCAGCCUUCACCGUACGGCCAGCAGUCACAGUCCCCGGCUCAGGGUUACCCCCAGCAGCUCCCGCCGCGCGAUGACAAAGGAAAGUCAAAAGGCGGGUUUCUAGGCAAGCUGCUCGGCAAGGCUGGUGGCUCGCAGCAACACUACGGACAACAAUACCCACACCAGCAACCUCAGUAUCAGCAGCAAUAUUACAGCGGUCCGCCGCAAGGCCAGUACGGCUAUGCGCCACAGCAGGGAUACUACGGUCAGGGUGGCGGUUACGGCCAGCCACAAUACAUACAACAGAGACCUCAGAAGAGUGGCGGUCUAGGCGCCGGUGGGGCCGCCGCGCUGGGUGUAGGUGGUGGUCUGCUGGGUGGUAUGCUGCUGGCAGACGCCAUCGAGGACCACGACGAGCAUGAGUACGAUCAGGGCUACCAGCAGGGCUACGACGAUGGUAACGAUGGUGGUGGAGAUUUCGGCGGCGGAGACGACUUCGGUGGGGACUUCUAGAGUCGAGGAGUCCAUGUACGAUGCUUGACGGAUACACAACUGGUUGAUUUAUAUCACGAGUGAAUGAGCGAUUGACUGGCUUUUCUUUUUACCUAGGCAUUCAGGUUUUAGUAGUUGACUUUAAUUUCUCCAGAUUAAACAUGGUCAGCGUCUUCUCUAAAAACGCGGUGUUCCCAGGCCGCACCUUCCUUUGUAUGCACCAGCAAAAAGUACUUCGUCUGCAACAAGAUCUUCUUAUCAAGUCUCUUGUAC
Messenger RNA from Aplosporella prunicola CBS 121167, 1284 nucleotides. RefSeq lists its product as uncharacterized. Bases 112 to 1032 code for a protein of 306 amino acids. The record is from RefSeq and is a predicted model, not a curated record. Gene Ontology annotation, molecular function: protein binding. The transcript is spliced from 2 exons. Lineage: Eukaryota; Fungi; Ascomycota; Dothideomycetes; Botryosphaeriales; Aplosporellaceae.